AUGGCCCAGGCGACUUGGAAGGCUCUGAACAUCGACUACGAGGUCGAGACCGACGAGGAAGUCAUCGACGACACCAAGGAGAUUCAGGUUGAGGAAGCUCUCAAGCUAUACCAAACAGCCCUCAAGCUCCACUCCGAAGGCCCGAGAUCCUACCUACAAGCCGCCGUUGCCUACCGAGACCUCUUCAAGUCUGAGAUAUUCCGCUAUCCCGAAUCCUUGUCGGAAUUUGCGAGGCUCCAGCUGUAUGGGGACGCUCUGGAGUACGACAGCCUUGUGCUGGACGAGCCCGAAGCGGGCCCAGUACAGCUGCCCGGCGCCCCGAACGAUGCGCCGAAUACGCUAGCACAGCUGCUCCAUCUAUCCUACAAAAACCACGGGGAAUUUUUGUUGGAUUUGCUGGAGUGGCAGCUGAGGGAACACUUUGACUUUCAACAGGAAAUGAGGGAACUCUCUGGCUCUGAACACGAACUGAUCGAGAUUAUCACUCCGAAGCAAAUUGCAGCCGUCUCACACACACCACUGCGCUACUUCUCAAAGGCCCUAGACAAAGACGACGUUGAUUUGGAUCUCUGGAGGAGAACAUCAAGAGUGGCCCGCUUCGUCGGCAGCAAGCGCAUGGCAAGAUAUUGUCUCGAAGCAGUACUCGAUGGAGAUGAUGAGGCAGUGGAUAGCAUACUUCGUCUUCCUGGCUUGGAGCAGGGUAUAGCCGCGCAAGAACUGCGGGAGCUCGUGGAAGGGCUUCGCGACGAUGUGUCCUGUUUGCAAGCGCCCCUCUCGAACUUGAAACGCCAGAAGUUGGGCAUGAAGGUCAAGAAGAGCUUGGAAAUCUACCCAUCGAUCCCGCUUCCAUCUGAAGGAUCGGAAGAAGCCAUUGCGCAGCGCGUCCUUGCCCAGCAACCCACACGGCUCGUGUUGACCCCAUCAAAACCUGACUGGACGUCUGUUGGUGAGGCCAUCUUGCAGCAGUACUUUGCCGAACAGGGAGGAUUUAUGAAAGGUGUCGGUCCUUCACCAGGCAUAACCAUAGAGCUGCCGCAACUCCUAUCGAACCAGGACCAGCAUGCUCCAACCCCUGAGUCCAACCGGCCCAAAACGCACGUGACACAGCCAAUUCCCCUUAAGACCACCGGCGAGGUAUCAGAGGAAGGCGAGCCUCGAGACAGGUCUGUGCCGACCGCAAUCGAAGACAUGCAAACGAAGGAAGGCGGCCUCGACGGGCCACUGCCGGAGCCCUCUGCCGGAGCUGAAACUCAACCUGAACACGCCGUUACGCAACUGCGAAAGCGAUCUACAGAGUCCGCUGGCCUUCCUGAAACGGCUGAUGGAGGUCGUGUCAGAAGCAAGCGCAUUCGCGCACGCGAGUCUAUAGUAGAUGCAUCCAGUGCAGUGGACGGGCUUGCUCCCGACCAUACGAAGCAGCGGGAGGCUCAGUUGGCCGGCUUCGAACACGCUGACCAUUGGCUUUUCGUGAUGAUUGAUGGGUUACUGAGCAAGCUUGGUGUGAACACUUUUGGCACGUCAGAGUCUUUGCGCGACACAAUCAACGACGCCAGUGAUGGCACGGCGGAUUCUCCUUCUGGGCUACGCACUGCGAUCAAAGACUUAUUCGACUUCCUGCAGCAGUGCCCACCGCAGGCUGCGGCAACACUUCUUCAUGGGGAGGGUAUUGACGCAUUAGCAGGCAUAUCUCGUGAGGCCAGAUUGAGUGCUUUUGUCAGCGAUGCUAAGUCAGGAAGUUCACGCCUGCCAAGUAGCCUUUCGCUGUCUGAACAAGGCAUAACGGAGCUGGUCUCUCAGAUCAACGAUGAAUGGAUGACCACCAAGGAAGUUGCAUGGACUUGGGUCGAACGUCUCCUGCGGCGAGGCGCCUUCUCUACGUACGACGGCCUUUCAAAUACUCUAGGCUCUAGCUACCUGAUGCAUCGAUGGUCCGAAGACUUGAAACGGAUAGUCGUACAGAUUGUCGUUAACUUAGACGAGUACAUCUUUCAGCGGGUGUCCGACGAUCUAACAAGGCUUGGCCCGGCCGCUGUACACACCAAAGAUCGAUAUCAGCCGCAAGAGUUCCGCAACGAGUUGAGUACGCUCAUCGACAUGGCACAAACUCUCUUUGAGCUUCAUCUCGACGUCUACUCCCUGAUCAAACAUCCUGGCAGUGGAGUAGAUGCCGUCACACAAAUGCUACAGAAAGACCGAUUGGAGCGAUGGGCUGCUCUGGCACGGGACGCCAUCAACAUCAUUGCAGCCGCAGUAUUGGGAAGAGAUUCUGAAGAACUUUGCCUCAGACAUAUAUGGGCAUCAGCGUUUCAUAUUGGCGUAUGCGACGACGUCCCUCAGCAGCACAUUGUUCGGUUCAUGGGAGAACUGAAAGCCAUGAUUCAGUCUUGGGAAGAGCAACAUCUUGGAGUUGAUGGAAAGCAGUCUAUACAGCUGCAAAACAACGCAGUCAUGCCUGAACUGUCUGUUGCGGCCGUAGACCAAGAGCUCGCCGCAAUCAACAUGAGAGACUUCUUCCUCAAGGUCUUCGAUCAUGAUGAGAAAGAUCCGGUAGCCGUCAUCGAGAACUUGGAACCACUCCUUGAGACCCCAAGUGCUAUGGACGCUCCGGACAUCUUGGACAUCGACGAAAACUGUCGAGGCGCUGACGAAGCUUCCGACUCCGCCAUAUCGAUUGUUGAUCGAGCUAGCAAUGCUCCCUCGCACGCUCGCCCAACCGCUCGACCUACUCCUCUCCAUGAGAUGACCAAGUUCGUCCAAAAUGCCAGCGUGUCCCUUCGGCUGUCAAUGUGGUACCGACUUGGCCAGGCUUACGAGGCGAUUGACUAUCUGCCCAAAGUUGUCUCUUGCAGUUUGAGAAGUAUUGAGAUCCUCAUGGCGGAAGCCGUGAGCCCCUCGUAUCAGAACACUCCGUCUGAGCAGCGCGUCUUCAUGCUCCUGAGAUGGUUCAGGUUCAUUGACCAACUCAUCUAUCGAGCACUCACCAUUGCGAGAACUAACAAGACUGCCUUCGAGUGUCUGGACGAUGAACACGUGCGCUCGUCGCUUGGCGCAUUGGCGGCUUUCCUCAGAGUUGUCCACACUCUAAACAUCUACGAAGACUAUGUACGAGUUGGUCAACUUCCAUUGCCAGCUUUCGAAGGUCGCCAGAGCACAGUCUUUCCAGUGAUCGUCAGCAAGCUCCACGACGUACAGAUUCGAACUUGGGAACUACAGUAUCUGUUGUUGAAAGACGGCAUGAAACAGAAUCCAGAGAGCUUCACCAGUCCUGUGAUCGACCAGAUCGAGUAUCUACGCCAUGUGCACCAUGCUGUGGGGAUUAGGGGCUUCCUACAAGCAUCAAAUCGGUCGUUUCUCAGACUGUUGAAGGAGGAGAUUCUCCAUAUAGCCGAUAAAUCGGCUGCUGACCUCCGGGAUGCGGAAUUGUCUCAGCUGUUGUACGAUAUGUAUGGCUUGAAGUGUCACAUGAACACCUAUGACUGUAUGGAGUAUGGAUGCCCGCCGGAAGCACUGGACAAGAAGACGGCCUUGCAACUGCUAGAUUUUAUCAUGGCACAAGCUCGAAAAAUCGGCAUGAAAGAUCUCCCCAAGUCGGAGCUCAAGGACGCCAUUAUAAAAGUCCAUGGAGCCCUCGGGAAGCCCAAAGCCAAUGAAGGGUUGGCUAUGAACCGAUCCAUCUACGCCGCAUACUGGAAAUCCCCAAUCAAUCCCCUAGAUCUAUAUCGCGCUCUCGAAGGAAUGGGAUCACUGUCGACUAAACCCAUCUCGCUGCAGCAAGCCCCUGCGGCGUCCAAAGGCUGGUUCUUCCUUAUGGGUCUCAUCAAUCUACACAAAUUCCGGUCCCAGAAGCGCGUUAUUCCCGGACCUAUCGACGACCUGAACGUAGCUGCUGCCUUUUUUGCCCAAGAUCUCGAGUACAGCGAGGAGCGAUGGGAGACGUGGUACCGCUUAGCCCAGUGCCACGACUUGCAACUGGAAGACAUCACAGCCUGGACCGCUGAGAAGGUGAACAGCAACAAUCACGAGGUCAUCCAGUAUCAGCGGAGCGCCAUCCACUGCUACACAAUGGCUGUAGCAUGCGCUGUACGAGCUGCCGAAAUGGAUGCCGAUUUUGACGCCGACGGCAAGGUCGCCGAGCUGUACUCUGAUUUUGGUACCCGCAUGUAUGCCUCUUCCCGAGAACCAUUUUCGAUGCACGUGUUUGAGAUCAAGGAGUCGGAGAAGCGACACUAUAGCGGCGCGUCGAUGUAUCAAGGCGCACCUUUCAAGACGUUGGAUCAGUAUAGCGCGUGGAAGUUUGCGAGUGUGCUGUUCAGAAAGGCAAUCUUUAAGAAGCCGGACUAUUGGUGGAACCACUACAUGCUCGGCAAAUGUCUGUGGAAGAUGCACAGAGCUGAUCCUCAGCUUCGCGGCCGAAGCAGGCCUGUGGAUAGUCGUGCGGUAAUCGAAAGCUUCAAGCAAGCCAUCGAGACUGUUCCCGAGCGCAGAGACGGCCGGCGCGAGCCGAUUCUGGAGCCACACUACAAACUGGUCUCAAUCGUGCAUAAGAUAGUCGGCACGAGAGGCCUUACACUGGAACAUGCCGGCGAAGUCCUCCAGACGACGCAAUACGCGCGCAAGAUUGAACCGCCGACAGAGUUCGAGGACUGGGACGAAUACGUUCUUCAGCUGCUGAGAAGCCUCCGGAAUGCCGACAAGUCCGGCUGGCACCAUCGCAUGACCGUCAGAGCCGCCCACGUCAUCUACGACAGCUCCGGCAACGAUCCCAUGGCCGCCCACGCUGCAAAACACGAACUGACGCAGCAGGUCUUCACCAAAACCAUGGUGAUCCAAGUCUGGAAGCCCGAACACGAGCGGCCAGGCCGCCACUUCGUCUACACGACCCGCUACACGCGCUUCUUCCUCCAACUCCUCGUCCAGCUCGAUGACCGGCCUAACCUUGAGAUCCUCGCUAGGCGCGUCCGCAAGAAGCCGCACGAGUUCUUCGACCACUCAAAGCUGUGGCAAGAUGUCUGCGGCGCGUACACUCAGCUUCUCCGGCGCGCAGGCAAGGUCCCCCAGGGGAACGAGGAUAUCGUGUUCAAGUCCCUCAGUCACGACGAGUUCGUGCCGCGCGCCAGUAGACUGGAGGCGUGGGCCCAGAGCUCGGACACCAAGGAUCCGCUCCUUGACGUGCUGCGCGAUGCGCUCGAGCUCAAACGCCUCAACGCUAAGCUAAUGAAGGACACCCUCUUCGACGACCUCAUCGGGGACACCUACGCCACGCUUUACGAGACCGUCGGCGCACAACUCGAGCACCAGGCCGCAGCCACCAAUGCCCCUCCCAAUGGCGCAGGCACAGCAGCCCUUCCCACCACCGCGCCACCUCCUCAGCGCCCAGGCGCAAUGUCCCUUAUGCACCUCAUGAACGUCGACGGUCCAACCGAGACGCUUCCACCGCCUCGCCCCUCCAACAUCUCAGGCAACCCAUUCGCGCCCCAGCAGCCGGAACCAAGCACCACGACGGUGAAACCUCGCACCAAGACCGUCGGUCGCCGCGAACUGGCCCGCCGCGCCGAAGCGGCUGUCACGAAGACGGCGCCGCUGAAGGAGGCAAUGCCGCUAAGGCCUACGCCGGCGGAGCACCCGAAGGUCGUUAUUCCGGGGAGGCGGACGUCGAUGAAUGCCGGCAUGGCAGGGCACACGGAGCGGGCAGAAGGGGGAGGAGGCGCAGAUGCAGCUGGCGGUUUGGCGGGGCUUGUACCGCCGCUGCCGAACGCGGCGGACGUGAGCGCCCCGGGCAGUGUGCAUGAUAGCGCGGACGACGAGAGCGAGAGCGAGCUUAGUGAAUUGGAGGAGGAGGCUGUUGUCAGGCCCAUGUUUCCGGGGUUGGUGGCUGCGAGGGCCGCGGUGGAGGAGGCCGCGGACACGGAGGAAGAGGGCGAGGGCGAGGCGGAGGUGGAGCUGGACGAGGAGGGGAAUGAGGAUGGUGAAUCUGAUGCUGAGGCUUCGGAGAUGGGUGGGACGGACGAGGGGGGUGGUGCGGCUGUUAGGCAGGACAUGUAG
Molecule: messenger RNA, 6042 nt
Organism: Coniosporium apollinis CBS 100218
Lineage: Eukaryota; Fungi; Ascomycota; Dothideomycetes
Exons: 4
Coding region: 1-6042 (2013 amino acids)
Biological process (GO): chromatin organization
Cellular component (GO): nucleus; HIR complex
Molecular function (GO): nucleosome binding
Source: RefSeq, a predicted model, not a curated record